Molecule: messenger RNA, 495 nt
Organism: Ilyonectria robusta
Lineage: Eukaryota; Fungi; Ascomycota; Sordariomycetes; Hypocreales; Nectriaceae
Exons: 2
Molecular function (GO): protein dimerization activity
Source: RefSeq, a predicted model, not a curated record
CACCUAUCAAAGCGACUGAAAUACCUCCGCCAGAACUGGCACGACGAUUGGCAUGAUAGUGCGAUCAAUAAGGCCAGGCAGGUAUGGAGUCAAUAUAAAGAUCUUCCCGUUGCCAGUGCUCCAGAGGAGGCCCAGGAGAUCCAGAUGACAGCAGAUGAUAAGCUGGCGCAGUCGCUCGACGUAACGGAGACUCAUAACUAUAAGAAUAAGCUGGAGAAGUUUAUUAACAGUUCUCCCUACAAGAUUGCAGUUAGUCCCCUUGCAGAGGAGCAACAGAUAGAAUACCCGCGGCUGCAUAAGAUGGCUAUUAACGUUCUCUCGAUUGCACCUAUAUCGGACAAGGCCGAAUAUAUUUUUUCAGAUACUCGUCGUACUGUUUUAUAUAAUUGUGUAUGCCUCGGGGCAGAGAUAAUUGAGAUGACAGAGUGUCUUGGGAGCUGGAAUAAGAACGACCUUAUUCGAAAGGUGCAUGUACCGCGAGCUGCUGCCACUUAG